Sus scrofa (pig) is the source of this 8557-nucleotide messenger RNA. RefSeq names its product neuronal tyrosine-phosphorylated phosphoinositide-3-kinase adaptor 2 (gene NYAP2). The record is from RefSeq and is a predicted model, not a curated record. Gene Ontology annotation, biological process: phosphatidylinositol 3-kinase/protein kinase B signal transduction; neuron projection morphogenesis. Lineage: Eukaryota; Metazoa; Chordata; Mammalia; Artiodactyla; Suidae.
CUCCUCCCCCCUUUCCCCAAGCAGCAGCCUGAAGAACGUCAGCAGUAAUUGUGUGCCUGGCUCGGCUGUGCAGGGAGGUGGAGGCAACAUUGAUAUCAAAUAAGGGUAUCAAACUGAGAUCUGAAUGUUCCGUUUAAGUUGUUGCUCAUUUUCAUUAGCCGUGCCAGCGGUGAAAAGCUUAUGACUUAAACAUCCUCUGUAAUAGGAACAUUUAUUUUUGAUGGAUUUAUGUUUUUCUUCUCCAUAAAGAACUGAAUUAGUGCUAUGGUGGUUAUAAAUGAAGGGGUUUUUUUUAUCCUCUUUUCAUUUUAUUAUUUACUAAUCAGACUUCAGCUCAGAGAGAUAAAAGAGAGAGGCUCUGUUGCCUAGAUGUAAGGCCUUUAAUGAGGAUGGGAGGCCCCAGGGAGCCGAAAUCCGAAGUAGAAUGAUGCUGCUUUCGGGUUUCUUGUCAUUUCUUCAGUGGCUUCUCCUCCCUUUUCCAAUGGGCCUAGUGAGCAGGAACUAUCCAAGGUGCUAGAACGCUGGCAGCUUUGCCGUUCAAUGCAGACGGAUUGCAGACACAGAGAAGAAAGAUUACUGCUUAUUUCAGAAGAAUAUAAUCAAAUGAGGCACCUUAGCCAGCCUGGGUGAUUGCUUCGAGUCUUGUAAUCAUCUGUGUAGCAAAGUGGGUAAAAUUAUUCAAUUUCUUCCCGGCUGGACCUGGAAGGAGAGGGGCUGUGUGUUCAUCCCCACCCAUUAGCUAUGCCCUCUUUUCUCUGAAUGUCGAUUUAAGGAAGCAAGCACCUGUCUUCUGCCACCGCAUCUUCCUAGCAAACUUUAAAGGCCAUUUUAUCUGAUAGGAAGACCAUCAAGAAUGCUCUGAUCUCUAGUGAUGAAGAAUCUGGGAGUGGACACUUUUCCCAUCCAGAUACAAUGCACUUUAACUGAAGAAACACUGAGCUGAACUACAAGUCUAUUUCUUAUGGUGCUGGAUUACUCCUACAGAACUGCCCUGAGAUCAGCCGCAAGAGAGGGCUCUGGCAGACCCAAGUCACCUUCUGAAUAUUGCACUUAGCUGUCCCUGGGGAUUUAAAUUUUGGAAGUGUUCCUUCUCACAUGAAAGCCGCCAGGAUGAUGAGUUCUAAUCCCGAGGAAAGCCCUUUGGACAGCUUUCUCCAGUAUAUUGAGGAUAUGGGGAUGAAGGCCUAUGAUGGCUUGGUUAUUCAGAAUGCAUCGGACAUUGCUCGAGAGAAUGAUCGCUUGAGAAACGAAACAAACCUGGCCUACCUGAAGGAGAAGAACGAAAAACGCCGAAGACAGGAGGAAGCAAUAAAACGCAUAGGCGGAGAAGUAGGGCGAGGCCACGAAGGAAGUUACGUGGGCAAACACUUCCGCAUGGGUUUCAUGACGAUGCCUGCUCCCCAGGACAGGCUGCCUCAUCCUUGCUCCAGCGGCUUUUCUGUGAGGUCGCAGUCGCUGCACUCGGUCGGGGGCACAGACGAUGACAGCAGCUGUGGCUCCCGGAGACAACCACCCCCCAAGCCCAAGCGGGACCCCAGCACCAAGCUCAGCACGUCAUCGGAGACAGUCAACAGCACGCCAGCCAGCAAGGGUGGGAAAGGGCCGGAGCGGACCGAAGUGUCAGCCAAACCAAGACCCCACAGUGAUGAAUAUUCGAAGAAGAUCCCUCCUCCAAAACCCAAACGGAAUCCGAACACUCAGCUCAGCACGUCUUUUGACGAAACAUACAUCAAAAAGCACGGGCCCAGGAGGACGUCACUCCCACGGGACUCUUCUCUCUCCCAGGUCGGCAGCCCCGCAGGGGACCCAGAAGAGGAGGAGCCUGUGUACAUCGAGAUGGUGGGGAACAUUCUCAGAGACUUCAGGAAGGACGAUGACGACCAGAGCGAGGCCGUCUACGAAGAAAUGAAAUACCCCAUUUUUGACGAUUUAGGCCAAGACUCCAAAUGCGACCUUGACCAUCACAGUUGUUCUUCGCAGUGUGCUACUCCCACGGUGCCUGACUUGGACUUCGCCAAGUCCUCAGUGCCAUGUACUCCAAAGGGUUUGCUCUGUGACAUCCCCCCGCCCUUUCCCAACCUGCUCUCUCACAGACCCCCGCUGCUGGUGUUCCCGCCAGCACCCGUGCAGUGCUCCCCCAACUCAGAUGAGUCUCCGCUCACUCCGCUGGAGGUCACAAAGCUGCCUGUGCUGGAAAACGUGUCUUAUAUGAAACAGCAGGCCGGGGCGUCGCCAUCCUCCUUGCCAUCUCAUGCCUCCGGCCACUCCAAACUGGAGAAAGACCAGGCUGGGGCCCUGGGACCUGUUCCUGCCGCCUCCGUGCUCUCCUCAUCCCCUCCCCCGCCUUCCACCCUGUACCGAACGCAGUCCCCCCACGGCUACCCCAAAAGUCACUCCGCCUCCCCAUCACCGGUCAGCAUGGGAAGGUCCCUGACCCCGCUCAGCCUCAAAAGGCCUCCGCCCUAUGAUGCUGUGCAUUCAGGCAGCCUCUCCAGGAGCUCUUCAUCAGUGCCUCACUCGACCACGAGACCGGUGUCGCAGGAUGGGAGUAAGAUGGUCAACGCCGCAGUGAACACCUACGGGUCAGCUCCGAGUGGCUCCAGGUCCAGAACACCCACGAGUCCUUUGGAAGAACUAACCAGCCUCUUUACCUCCGGACGCAGCCUGCUGAGGAAGUCAUCCAGCGGCCGUCGUUCUAAAGAACCUGCAGAGAAAUCAACAGAGGAGCUGAAAGUCCGGAGCCAUAGCACGGAGCCAAUACCAAAGUUGGACAGCAAAGAGAGAGGACAUCAUGGGGCAUCUUCCUCCAGAGAGCCUAUCAAAGCUCAGGAAUGGGAUGGAACGCCUGGACCACCAGUGGUCACCAGUAGAAUGGGAAGAUGCUCUGUGAGCCCCACCUUGCUGGCAGGAAACCACAGCUCAGAACCGAAGGUCAGCUGCAAACUCGGCCGGUCGGCAUCCACAUCAGGUGUGCCCCCUCCAUCAGUUACUCCUCUCAGGCAAGCCAGUGACCUGCAACAGAGCCAGGUGGCAUGCAUGCAGUGGUUUCAUGGAGACCAUACAAUGCUUGAGAUGAUUGAGAAAAAGCGUUGCUUGUGCAAAGAAAUAAAAGCUAGACAGAAAACGGAAAAGGGCCUUUGCAAACAGGAUAGCAUGCCUAUCCUACCCAGCUGGAAGAAGAAUGCAGGUGCAAAGAAGUACAGCCCUCCACCCUAUUCUAAACAACAAACGGUGUUCUGGGAUACCGCUAUAUGACCCUGUGCAGAAUGGCGUGAGCUCCACAUUGCUUAACACGAAGAGGGAGGUCGACUCGGUCACGUGAUAAGUAACUGUUACAUAUCUUCUCAGUCAGAAUGGAAUGCCAGCGCUUCCCUGGAAAACCCAUGGGAAGCUGUGCCUAUUAGCGGCAAGUUCAAGAUAAAAUGUGUAUUUCCUUGCAAUUAAGGCACACUUAUUUAUCACGGAUUAUUUUGAAUCCAGAAGAUAUUAAGAUGUAAAUAUUUUACUAGUUUAUGGGUAACACCUGAAAUGAUACACAUUAUACGUAUAUAAAUUACAGAAAUAUCAAGAGUUUUACUAUAUGAUACAAUUUCGGUAUUAACUGGUUUGUUAUCUCUUUUAUAUGUAAUCCCUUGAUGCCUUUUAUUCUUAAUUUUUGCAUUUAACUCUCCUUUCUGCCCACAUUUGGUUUCUGUACAUGAGAUCACACAUAAAUUAUGUUCAAUCACAUAUUAUAUGAUCUGGUGCUAGGAAUGUAGAGGUUGAAUAUCAUAUUUGUUAAGUACAUCUGUUGCUUUGUAAGUUUUUAAGUGUUUGACAGGAGGGAAAUGAAUGCAAAUGUGACAUGGAAGUUGGAUGUCCGCUUUAUAUCAACACCAAUGUUUUGGCUACAUUGGCUUUAUAAGAGUUUCUCUUCAGUAUCAUCUUUUUUAUACUAAGCAAUGGUUAGUCAGACUCAAGAGAACAUUGUUAGAAUAUACUGGGACAUCCCAGCAAAAAACAUUUCUUUCAGAAAUGACUUUAGGGACAUGUGUCCUUGCAUCGUUGAUGUGGUUGGAGGAGACCAGGGUUCACUGUGACAAUGGAAGGAACAAGGAAUUAAAGGCUAAACAGCAUGACUGCUUACAAGAAGUUGGGACUAGUGGCAUUAGAGCCACAGCAAUCACUUUUUAAGUAACUUUUCAUGUGUUUGUUUGUUUCCCCUGGAAAAUGAUCAAUAACCAUUCAACCAGAUGAGUUUACAUAUUUCAGUACACUAAAUGCCAAACUCCUCAAAAUUUAGGUCCAUCAAUGGACUAGUAUUUCAUGUUAAUUUUUCAAACUAGUUAUCACCAUGUUUUUGGGUUUUAAUCUUCUGUGCAUGUUCAUUACACCCAUUCUUCCUAAUUAUGAUACCAUGACCAAAGAAUUACAACCAACUGUUUAUUUUAUUUUGGUUUCAAGGAGGAAACAGGAAAUGCGGGGGAUGGGAGAUGGGGUGAAUUCAAUUUUAAGUGGUGGAAAAAUUUAAGUUAAACAAAUUAUAUAUAUCUUUUAAGAGUAACUUGUUAGUUGAAUAUAGAUAUCCCCAUGGAUGAAUAAAAAGGAAACUAUCACAUAUAUUUUGUAUAUUUAAAUGACUAUUUAUGCUUCCUAAAAUUGACAGUAUGGGAUUCUUCUUUAACAAUCAAUUUAGUAUUAUAUUUCUGAGAGAAAAGGUAUGUGUUUGAAGUUAUUGUCAUAGUGGUUUUCCUUGUAAGGGUUUUGACAGCAAUAGAAGAGUGCUGCUCAGUAUAACCAAAUAUAACAGAAGGUAGGGAAUUUUUGUAAUCUAUAUUGCUACAGACCUAGUGAUGCUUUACCAGUAAUAGUUUCUUUCAAGCUUUUGAAAUGUUAUAAAAUAAUUUUUUAGUAUUUUAUAAUUAAUGUAUAUUUUGAUGUCCAACUAGAAUUCUGAAAGAAUAAGGAAAAUAAGGUAAGUGGGAGCAUGUGUAUCUGUUAUGUAUGUGUGUGAAUGAGUACUCGGUGGGAGAACUGUAUACCUAAAAUGCUUAUUGAAGUUUUAGGUUUUGCUUGUAUAACUGAGAUGGUUAAAAACAAAACAAAACAAAACAAAAAACAAAACAGCAGAGUCACAAGUACAGGAAAUCAUGCAGAGAUCUUAAGUAGCUUCAAUAAGUCCUGCUGCCAUGUUUCAUCAGUUAUAGAUUAUGUUUCAAACCCAACGAUCAAUGGAGUACAAAUCUAAGAGGUACGAACACAUGUUAAGGUAAAAACAAAAUUGAAUUAAAUUUGUUGAUGAUCCAUGGUGUCAUCCUGGUUUAAGUCAUUAUGACCACAUAUGCUCAAGGCAAUGAAUCAGACAGAAAUAAACCAUCAAUUCUCAGCAUCUUUGUGAUGAUCUUGAUAUCAGGCUCAGUAUGAUAAUGAUUGGAUAAUUCCCUUGAAAUUGAUAUUUCGGUUGCAUAUGCAAGUGUAUUUUUUAAAUGCUGAUCUUUCCCAUGUCACUCUGAAUUAUGCAGAAGAUUUUUUUAAUGAUGGCUACCGAUAAAGAAGGAAACAGAGUUACUAAAAUGAUUUGUGUUGGAUUCAGCCAUUUCCACCGGUACUGCCAAUCUCAUGAUGUUGCCAGUUUUCAUCGGCUCCUUUUUUUAAGAGUUAUUUUCUGAGAAGGGAGCUUGUUCAAAAAUCUGAGUUUCGGCAACCAUUUCCACUCGAUUUCUCCGAAUCUUGCCUUCAAUGGGAAGUCAUUGAAAGAACUGGAAAAAUGGCUUCAUUAAUAUUUGACUCAAGAAAUGGUAUCCUGUGCCUAUGCAACUGUCUAUGGUGGCUUAGCCUAUGUGGCAAUAGCCAUUCUAUAAUUAGUUGCCUCUUUGUGUAGUGUUUCCUUAUGUGGAGAAAAAGAGGUCCCUGGGACAGAGACAAAAAUAAGCUUACUCUCUGCUGGCCGCCAAUCAGGAUACUUCAAUUUGAAUUUCGUCAGAUGAUAAAAUUUCCACCUAGAACACUGUGGAAUUUUGAUAAAGUUCACCUUUUCUAGCAGUGCCAAAGGACAAACCAAAUCAUGGCAUGGUUAUCAGGUUGAAAGGGCUCAUACCUAUAAAAAAAAAUUAUCUUUUCACAGCAAAUUUUACAGAAACAGGAUUUUAUUGGCUAUCAGAAGAUGCUUUUCUAUGGGAAAACCUCCUUAGAGAGACAAAGUUCUUUAGAAUUGAUGGUGUAGGUUGCAGAUGCGGCUCGGAUCCCGCGUUGCUGUGGCUUUGGCAUAGGCUGGCAGCUACAGCUCCGAUUAGACCCCUAGCCUGGGAAACUCCAUAUGCCGUGGGAGUGGCCCAAGAAAUGGCAAAAACACACACAAAAAAAGAAUUGAUGGAAGGGAAAAAUCUAAUCCUGCAUUUCUGUCUGAUCGCAGAAGCCAGCACCUUCUACGGUAUAACAGCAGUUCUCUGCAUUAGCAUUGACAACCUUUCCUUGUGUUUAGGCUGGUGAAGCAAGUUUGGAGUGAAAAAUGAUUGAUUUGUGUAAAGGUUCAUGUCCACCUAUAAAAAAAGAGUGGUGAAAGUGAAGCAAAAUACUAAGAGGUUAAAAUCGGUCGUUUUAAAUAAUAUACACAUUCAAAUACAUGGUAAUUGUCCGGAUAUAACCAGAUACAACCUCACUUUUCAAAAUAAGGACUCUGAGACUUCGGAAAUCCCCAGGUUCCAAACAGUUUUCUUUGAAUGCUCCCGGAGAGUAGAAAAAGGUUUCUCUUACUGCGUUUUGGCUUAGGCCUCAUCCUUACUUACCAUGUGGUUUGAGUUUUAUGAGUGAGUUUGGUGAUCAAAUUGCUAAAACGAAACACCUCUUUUGUUUUAUUGUUUUCAUUAAAUAAGACAUCAGAACAGUGCACAUACAAGGCAAUUUCAACAUUACCUGGAGGUUAAGGUGAAUCCCUUGCCGGAAGUAAGAAAAAGCUUGUAAGCUAAAUAUGGCUACCCAAGAAAUGAAGAAAAAAAAAUUCCCAUGAUUUAUGUAGGAGAAGGUUAUCCAAGAUAAUUCACUCUAACAAAGGACAGAAUUCACAAUUCAUUAUGUUCCAAAUGUAAAUGAAAAUGAAAAAAAAAAUGGCACCUGCAUAUUCAAGAUUAACUCAUUAAAUCUUCCUUGUGUGGGAAACUAGAGAGCUAACUCUAGAAUGUAAACAGUUAAUCCAUCACUCCUUUAACAGUUCAUUAUUGAGCAGCUUAUGUAUCAGUUAUUUAAAAGCAUUUCUGAAGCAACUGGCAUUAAGCCUUCAGAAAGAUGUGGCCCCUGCCUUCAAGGAACUUUAUUAUGCAAUCACUAAUAUUUUCAAAACAAAGCCAGUUGUUUUUAAGAAGGUAUACAAUACCACAUGUGUUUCACAUCUCUUUGUGUUUAUAUAUGGUAUUCUCUUUUUUUUUUUCAGAUCAAGUGUAUAGUCAAAAUAAGAUAUGAAAACAUAUUAAAGUGGAUGUCUAAGUAUAAAAUAUGUUUCUGUGUAAACCUCUAUAUGUACUCAUAGGAUAUGUACUGCUGUCUAUGUAAAUCAGUAAAAGGAUAACCCAUUUUGCCAUGUGGAACUUGAACAGUAUGGCUUGGGGUUUGGAUUCAUUGAAAACCCUUUGAUAUUUGGGUCAAUUACAUUGUCGCCAAAUGUGUGUCAUCUGGGAAAAACUAUAUGAUUAUAUUUCCCUUUAAAUAUUACAAAGUUUCAAGUUUAAGGGGAAAACCUCUACAGAAAUAUCGUUGGCUGUAUCUUGACCAGCCCUAUCUGAAAAUCUUUUUGAAGUUUUCCGUGGUUCCCAAAUAUGACUGGGUUUGCCCACCCUAAAAGCAUCCGCAUUUACACAUGUACACACUCACAUACAGUAUACAUACUGUAUAUAAUAUAUAUGAAAAUGUUUAGUAUGCACUUCCUUUGUUUGGAAUUCCUUCGGUUAACAUUUAUAGUGUAGCAAUUUGUGUAAAGUGCACUGUGAUUAUAACAAAAAAAGAAAGCACAGUAAAGUCACAGGUCUUGUUAUCUUGCACUAAAAAUGUGUUUACGUAUUUAGCAAUUGUAUGUUUACUUUCUUGCUCUUUUCAAGAAAUUGAAACAAAUAGCUAUUGAGAAACUGAUAUCAAAUAAUAUGUUUUUUAGUGGAUAAUGGCACUACGUUUUUAAAAGACAGGGUUUUUAAAAGAAACCAUUUAACAUCCAUUCCAGCGUAACAUGUUUACCGUAUCUAAAAAUCUGAAUGUCAUAUUGCAUUUUUUCAUAACUCAUUAAAAAUGUCAGGUAUGUGCCUGAAAAGUUGUGCAAAUAAGCAUUAGAUAACAGAUUUCUCUAUUCACGUGUUGUUAGCCAUUUCUAUAUACAUAAUAAUAUAAACACUGAUGUUUUAAUUUCUUUUAAUUUUUGUACUUGAUUUUUUUAGGUAAUAUGUAAUUAUAAAUGUACUUUGAUACUACUGAAAGUAACCAGAUGUUGUUUGAAAACAGAUUGUUUUCUUUAGUGCAUUGGCGAUAUUUUGCAAUACUUUUGUGCUUAUUUAUUUGUGCUCCCGUGUAAUUAUAAUAAAAGCAAUAGUUUAAAGUA